AUGCCUACAAAACUGUAUUGUGGUAAUGUUCCGCCUACUGUUAGUAGUACUGAAUUGAAAGAAUUAUUUGAAAAAUAUGGAAAAGUUCUUGAAUGUGAUAUUAUUAAAGAUUAUGGAUUUAUACAUAUGGAAGAUGCCAGUAAAGCUAAAGCUGCGAUUGCUGCAUUAAACGAUUUUAAUUUGAAAGGAACAAGAAUCAAAGUGGAGAUGUCUACCACUCAAACAAGAAAAGGUGAACGAUCACAAAAACGUAUUCCAUCUAGUAUGGGUUCAAGUCCGCCUCCUUCCAUGUCAAUGAGAUCUUCACGUGAUUAUCCAAUGAUGCCUGUACAUCGAAAUGGUUAUGGUUCAGAUCGUUUUUCAAUGCGUUCAAUUGAUCGUUAUCAACCCUAUGAUCAUCCAUACGUUCGUCGUGGUGGCGAUCAUCGAAGUUUAGGACCGUCAAUGAGUUACGGCGAUCCCUAUUUACGUGAUCCAUAUCGAGAUGAUUACUAUCGUGCAUUGGCGGCAUCCGAUCUUCAUCGUUCAAUGCGGUAUGAUUAUCACGGUUCGUAUCCGUCUGGUCCGUAUCCGUUGCCACAAUCAUCAAGUUCGUCGCGAAGUCGGUAUGCGUCGCCACCAUCAUCUGAUCGUUUUCCAUCUGAUAGAAUGAAUGGACGUCAACGAUAUCAAUCGCCGCCACCACGUCGUUCAUCAUCAUCUCGGCAGUCAAAAACAUCGCGAUCAAGACGAUAA
Didymodactylos carnosus is the source of this 735-nucleotide messenger RNA. NCBI's taxonomy places the organism in Eukaryota, Metazoa, Rotifera, Eurotatoria, Philodinida, Philodinidae. The record is from the annotation of a GenBank genome assembly.